GAGCAUGCGUUGCAUGCGUACCAGCGGUGCUAUUGGGAUAUAGUGCUAGAACAUAUGAACAUAUAAGCUGGGGGGAGAACAUUCGUAACAGUUUAUUCUAUAAUAAGAUGGCUUCUGUCGCUUCAGCUUCGCCCUCGGCGCAAAGCCACCGCCGUACCGAAUCUAACGAAGACUCCGAUUCCUGGCAAUAUAUUGGAUCCAACGUCGGGUCGAACCCAGCCUCUGUCUUUUCCCCGAGUCCAGUCAGUGGUGCUGGAAGUAUGAACAGUUGGGUUAUACCAAGAUAUCCGAAUCACGUUGAGCGUUCGCCGCAAGGAAUGUCGCCAUUAGAUCUAAAUACGGAAUCACAGACCGCAUUCUCUACGUCUUACCCCGAUCAGACAGCAACUUCGCUAAAGCCAAAUGCUGGGGGACUCAACACGCAGUUCAUAGGUAGCGUUCCAGGCGGAACGGAGCAGUUUGCACCGGAUCCGGACUUCAUGUUUCAGGAGCCGUUUGACAGCACCUUCGAUCUCUCAGAAUACUACAAUCCGCUCGAUGAUUUCGAUGCCUCGAGUAUUACUGGACUGGAGGGGUUCGAUAUCCCAACCCAAACAGCUGACCUCAGCGUUCCAGCGCACUAUCGCUCCUCCGAAGACCAUGCAUUGCCAUGGAAUGCAGCUAAUCUUAGGAAAGAUGAACAGGCGUUCGAAUUCAUCUCUUCUGAUGCGUCGCAGCACUCUUCUUCAAAUAGUGGCCGCUUGUCGUCCAGUCCUGUUUCGCCAGGUAUUAAAUUAGAGAAGGCGCCAAGCCCUCUGCGAAAGAUUCAAGGGAAAAACAACAAAAUUGAGAAGAAGAAGGCGGAGCCAGCGAGUAGAUUUGUGAUCAUGACACCAACAAUCAUCAAUGCCUCUGCUGGUAAGCCAAACCCGUACGAGUGCUUUGAGGCGAUGCGACCCUCUCAUAAGGGCAGAAAAGGUCCUUUGGCAAAUGAGACGAAGGAAUCUGCUCUUCAGGUGAGACGACGUGGGGCAUGCUUCUGUUGCCAUGCACGGAAAGUAAAGUGUGAUACACAGAGGCCAUGCAAAAACUGCACCAAACUCACAGCUGCUGUGCCUCAAAUCAUGUGCUGGCAAUUUCAGGACUUCCUUCCUGUGCUAUUCCCGGACUUCAUACGAGGUCAUUUUAAGAAAGACCAAAUGGCUUCGUUCUUCAGUCAACACAUUGAGAGCUUUACUAUUGGCGGGGUUGAACAAUCCUGUGAAGUUGAACUCUUCUCAGGAACCCGUUUUGACUCUACACUCACAGUUCGAGCAAAUUUCUUUACAGCAAAGACUAGCGAAGUCCUCCAACAUUGGCAUAUGAAUGUCGGCAUGAACCAACUCGACCUGCAGACUCGUGAUGCUGCACCGAUUGGUAUUGAUUUGGAUAAUGCACCAUAUAGAGACGACCUGCGGAAAAAGACUCGAGAUUAUAUCCAAAGAAUUACGCUUGAGCCGCAAUUCGCUGAGCAGGUCACAGAUUCAUUCAGACACACAGACUUGCCAUGCAAAGUACUAAAGAUUGUGCAAAGGUUUAGCCAGAGAUCUGACUCUUCAAUGGUGAAGAAGGCAUUAUCGAUAUAUGCUAUGCACUAUAUCUUGACUCGCCAUCUAUGCAUGACCCCCGCAUCUAUUCACAGUCUUCAGGGUACGAAUUUGAUACCUCGAAAUGUGCCUUGGCUCACUCCCCGGGUACUCAAUCGCCAAGUGAAAUCCAUACUCGACGAGCAACUUCUCAAGGAAAUGCAGUCUCUUUUUGAUGGCUUCUCAAAAUCGUUGAAGCCCAAGUCACGAAAAGAAUGGGCUCCGUGUCUUGCCGCAUUUCUGGUAUUAUGCCUCUUCAUGGAAGCUUUAGAGACCGCCGCGGAUACCUUUGUGGCCUCACAGAACGAAAUCAACAUUCGCAAUCAGGCGAAGCCGGGGUACAAGCAGGAUUUUGCGCGGCAAAUAUGCAAAGAAGUUGAAAACAUGCCGUUCAAGCAGUUUGCGUACCAAUUCCAUCAGGUCUAUCAGACGCACACCAAAGAUGCAGCGACAAAGGCCUUUAAUCCACUUUUGGAUGGUAGUUUCGCUGAACAAGGCGAACUGGACGGGCCAACACACGAGAUGGUCUUAGCAUUGAGAAAAUUGCUCCAAGGCGACUCUUAUUAUGAGCUUGACUUCCUGGUGGCUGAUCCGAUUUUGCCAAACGAGGGGACUCAUCCCUUCCCUCGUGAUGUCUCAUUGAACUACACAGGUCGUCUACUGGCAAGGUUCCUGUUGUCAUUCGAGGAUGACAGGUAUCUGUUCGAUGGCAGAUAUUAACGACAUUGUUCAAGAUAGUCAUAACGGGAUGAUGCAUAAUUAAUGAAUGCCGCGUGGAACAUGCAGUUGUGGUCUAAGAAAAUAUCUCCACGAUUCAAUUGUAGGCUCGCACGUCAAAGCUUUUCCGAGGGAAGUCGAUGUAGUGCUUUCUUUACACCUUGGGGUUCAUAACAUGUAGGCGUUGGAACCUCUUAGAAUGGCUUUCAUCAGGCAC
Messenger RNA from Truncatella angustata, 2538 nucleotides. RefSeq lists its product as uncharacterized. The record is from RefSeq and is a predicted model, not a curated record. NCBI's taxonomy places the organism in Eukaryota, Fungi, Ascomycota, Sordariomycetes, Amphisphaeriales, Sporocadaceae. The transcript has 5 exons. Bases 108 to 2324 code for a protein of 738 amino acids. Gene Ontology annotation, biological process: regulation of DNA-templated transcription. Gene Ontology annotation, molecular function: DNA-binding transcription factor activity, RNA polymerase II-specific; zinc ion binding.